AUGUCCGCGUCCGCCCAACGACGGGCCUUAGACCGACCCGUCCCCGGAUGGAAAGGCGCGGCAUUUGGGGACAAGGUGGAUGUCAGGCUCGAAGAGGGACCGGACGGACUGAGGGGGCUCACGUCCGUGCCCAAAUCCUCAUCCUUGCGAGAAGCCCCCCUGGCUGGCAGCUGCGCGGACGUAGGGGGCCUGCCAUGGUCGGUGACGACACCCGGCGAGCGCACCGCGCCAGAGGGAGAUGGGAGGUGGUCGGCGGCCGACGGCGGCGGGGGUGACGGGGGCGCCACGGCGGGCGCGGCCGGACCCGGCGAGAGGGGCGCUCCAACAACGCAAGGAGGGGCCGGCGACCAUGGGGCGUCAGAUCCCAGCUCCACGAGCGGUGGCGGUGGCGGCCCGCCGGCGGAGGAUGCGCCCAGCGGCGGCGGUGGCGCAUCCGCGGACGUCGAGGGCGGCGGCAGCUCCCGAGCGGCCUGCACGUGA
Molecule: messenger RNA, 480 nt
Organism: Sorghum bicolor (sorghum)
Lineage: Eukaryota; Viridiplantae; Streptophyta; Magnoliopsida; Poales; Poaceae
Product: circumsporozoite protein-like
Exons: 1
Coding region: 1-480 (159 amino acids)
Source: RefSeq, a predicted model, not a curated record